Molecule: messenger RNA, 2010 nt
Organism: Baudoinia panamericana UAMH 10762
Lineage: Eukaryota; Fungi; Ascomycota; Dothideomycetes; Mycosphaerellales; Teratosphaeriaceae
Exons: 2
Coding region: 1-2010 (669 amino acids)
Source: RefSeq, a predicted model, not a curated record
AUGGCGACUAUCAAAGAGAUCAUGAAACGGUGCGGUCUGGGUAACACCUUCCGACGAAUGAGUCCGUCAGCUUUGAGGACAGCGAUAGCGGAAGGCCACAGUGCGAUUGAUGGCAAUGUCAGGCGCGGAAAUUGCCUCGUGUCGGUGGACGUUUUGCAGGCCAUUCUCGACGAAGUGGAAAGUACUCCCGGUUCCAUGCCAGAUGGGAUGUCCACGAGCGCCUGCCCUCCGCAGCUUGCCGUAGACCAGGGCUUGACGACGCCGACUCUCCCGCCCGGUACGAAGCGUAAACUGCUCAAUCCAGGAAGUCGCACCACAGCAGAGGGCGGCGGGAGCGGCAUUGAGGCGGCCGCCAAGAAGCGAAAGGUGGUAGGCGCGGCUGAUGAGGGGAAAUUGAAGAAGCAAAAGGAGGAAAAGAAGCAAAAGCAAAGAGCAGAAAAAAAGCAAAAACUGAUGACGUUCCUGGAUCGGCGUAUUCAAGACCGUAUGAAGGGCAAUAAGCCAAUCAACCUUGUGAAACCACGGAACACUAUUCACGAAGCCACACUCAAGCACUUUGACAACAAAGGGUACCGGCUCAAUCUGCAGAAACUAUCGACCGAGAGCCCUACACCUAAGCAACUUCACGACGUUGAGGCUGCCAGAACCUUCGGCCCGAACUAUCUUGGCCGGACUGCCUCACUCAGUUUCGGCACCAACUUCGACAUGAUAAAGCGUCCAACCAAUGGACAUAGCAACAUCGACAUUCUGCUCCCGGCUGCCGACACCCACAAUAGCCAGAGCCUUCAUGACAACCUUGGAGACUUCACGGCGGGCGAGUUGCAGUACAUGCUCGGCCACCACCUCAUCUGGACUGACUUGCCGAGCGACGAGUUCUUAUCUUACAGCAACGAUCCGUUGUUCUUGGUCGUGCAUCGCUGGACAGGUUUCAUGAGGGGCAAGGCGGCCAUCUUUCAGGUACCUUCUGCACCAAUUUGGGCGGAGAUGCAGAAGACAAAGCUGCAUCCGCGGAAGUUUACUCAGGAGUACCUGUCACAUCACACCAUCAUCGUGAAGGACACCCGAUUCCAGCAGGCGUCGAUUGAGAAGCUCAUCAAAGAUGGCCUUUACGACAUCUUCCCGGCGUUCAGGGUCCCGCAGGAUCACCAGCGUGUCGGCUUAUACACGGGUCAGGUCGUGCUGCGCAAAGCAGGGUAUGCGCCAAAUCCCGACAGCCUACCGCCCAAGUUGAAGAGGCGCAUCUACUCGUACCGCUACUCCGCUGACACUACGCCGUGCACCGAAGAUCUCCUGAAGCUUGUUCAAAAAGUGACCCGCAACUUUAUGGCACGGGCAACUGAACCACACCUUCACAUCUUCCCAAGCUUCCUGACCUUCCAGAAGCGCCUAGAUGACGACCCAGUCCUGAUCGACUGGCUCCGCAAUCAUUACACUGCUCUGGACGUUCAAGACCUCUACGCAGAUGGUGAAGGCGGCGUUCGUACCGGCUUCACUCAUGUCGCCAACAAUCUGCCCGGUGUAAUGCAGUACCUCGACCUUGUGCGCACGGCGUGCACAGCCUUCGGUCUACCUGCGCUGCCUCCCAACAAGGUGCACAGGUCCAAUCCCACUACUGACCACUGGUACGCGGACGAGGAUGCGAAGCAACACCGUAACCACGUGUCCUCCAAGCCCUACGACCGCAUCAUCCAGCAAGAUGCACGGGACAAGGCGAAGCGUAAGCGAAAGACGAAGAAAGAGAGUUUGUGGAACGUUUUAAGAGCGAGCCACGAGGUCAGUUCCAUGCGGGACAGGGACUUGACUACCGAUAAGCAGAUGACAGUAUCAGGGGCAGGAGACGACAAUGUUGAGGAUGCAGCGGGCGUACCGGUCGAUGCUGAGGAAAACCCGAAGCUGCUGCAGUACGACGAUUCGUCUGCACACCUGGAUGGUUACAUUGACCGGAGCGCAAACGAGGGUCCGAAGCAACGGGAAAUGCAGUUCGUUGCUGCGGCUGAGACUCCUUUGUGA